AUGACAGACAGACUAUUGAGGCAGGGGGGAAAUUCCCAUUCCCGGACCGCAACUCAUGUCCACGCAAGCACUCAUCCUUACCUACAAGUAGGCCAACCCAGCCCUGGACCGAGGAACUUUCAUGCAUUCGGAGGUCAUAGUCCCUACCCUUCCUCCUUGGACGACGACCUAUACUCCGACUAUACCAGUCCCACCAACACCUACGGGAGUGUCACCGGGACUUCGACAUCCUGGGCUAGUUCUGAUUUCCCGGCGGCGGCGGGCUACGACCCGGCUUCGACCAACACCAUACAUCCAUAUGCGGGCGCUUCUGCAACAACACAUAACCCACAACUAAAUGAUCUUACACUGGUUGGUGCAUGGAAUGUGCCCACUGGUAGAUACGACGGCUAUGCACGGAGCAGCCCCCGCGACCUUUACUCGAGCUUCGCAUCGUCAUCUGAGCGCGUCUCAAGGACCUGGCAACCGAAUGUUGCGAUGGACGAAGGCGAAGAUGAUGGCAAUAUCAAUGAUAAUGGCGUAGAUGCACCUGGCCCGAACGAGCAGCCCACACAGGCAAGCUACCCCGUCGUCCGUACCAAAAAGAACCGUAAAGGUUCAAUCGAGUCCAUGUGGUCCGUCCUCAACAACCGCGGUUCCCUGCCGGACCUGCUGCAAGACACGGCGAAACAACUUGAAAGAACGCAAGCUAUCCGCUACAGCCAACACGCGGAGGAACGCAACAUCGCCUGGCUCGGAAGCAACGAAGAACCGUGGUGUGCUCUGGGAACGCCCCACGGGAGCAGUAAUAUCUCCAGUCCAUAUGGCCACUUCUUCAUGCCCCCCUCGCACGUUGAUGCAGAAGAUGAAUAUGAUUUAGAGUUAUGA
Hypoxylon fragiforme is the source of this 867-nucleotide messenger RNA. RefSeq lists its product as uncharacterized. The record is from RefSeq and is a predicted model, not a curated record. The transcript has 2 exons. NCBI's taxonomy places the organism in Eukaryota, Fungi, Ascomycota, Sordariomycetes, Xylariales, Hypoxylaceae. Bases 1 to 867 code for a protein of 288 amino acids.